AUGAAGUCUACAACUCUUUUGCUACCGCUGUACACUGCUGCCCUCGCGGCAGCUGUUUCGUCGCCUCAAGGCCAAGCUGUACUCCAGGACCAGCAGCAGGUCACUAUCGCGGAGCCAGAUGAGUAUCUCAUCGAGCUCUCACCUGGCGAGACGCGAUGGGUGACUGAGAACGAAAAGUGGGAGUUGCGCAAACAAAACAUCAACUUCUUCGACAUUACGCACAACAAGGAACUCGGCACGCUGAACAGCAAGGUCUCCGUCGAGAGCGUCAAGUUCCCAGAGAAGCCCAUCCACCAGAAGGCCAUCGACCCACUCCUCAAGGAGCUCAAGAAGGAAAACAUGCGCGCCCACCUGGAGACCUUCACCUCGUUCCACACACGCUACUACAAGUCGCACUACGGGGCCGAAAGCUCAGCCUGGCUCCUAAGCCAAGUCAACAAAACCCUCGUCGACGCCGGCGCCGUCAAUGCAACCGUAAAACCGUUCGCCCACCCCUGGGGCCAAUCCUCCAUCAUCGCCACAAUCCCGGGCAAAAGCGACAAGACGAUUGUCAUUGGCGCGCACCAAGACAGCAUAAACCUGUACUUCCCCGCCUUCCUCGCCGCGCCGGGCGCCGACGACGACGGCAGCGGCACCGUGACCAUCCUCGAGGCGCUCCGGGUGCUGCUGCACUCGCCCGAAAUCGUCGCGGGCGAAGCAGAAAACACGAUAGAAUUCCACUGGUACUCGGCCGAGGAAGGCGGCCUGCUCGGCUCCCAGGCAAUCUUCCAGGCGUACGAGCGCGCAGGCCGCAACGUAAAAGCCAUGCUGCAGCAAGACAUGACGGGCUACGUGCAAAAGACGCUCGACGCAGGCGAACCAGAAUCUGUCGGCGUCAUCACCGACUUUGUCGACCCGGGCCUGACCGAGUUUAUCAAGAAAAUCAUCACCGCCUACUGCGGUAUUCCCUAUGUGCUGACAAAGUGCGGCUAUGCCUGCUCGGAUCACGCCAGUGCCUCAAAGGCCGGGUACCCCUCGGCGUUUGUGAUUGAGUCGGAUUUCAAGUAUAGCGAUAAUAAGAUUCAUACGACCGAGGAUAAGAUUGAGUAUCUUAGCUUCGAUCAUAUGCUGCAGCAUGCCAGGAUGACGCUGGCGCUCGCGUAUGAGUUGGCAUUUGCGUCGUUUUGAGUAAGAUAAAGAAGAUGUAUGGGGCCCACAGGUUUGGAUACUACCUACUACUAUAUGGGUUCUCCCUCCUCCUCCUCUUCCCCCCUUUUAUUACGACUAGCGUGUUUGGGGAGGGGGUUUGUCAUAUGAAGGAAAUGAAACAAAGUGUAUGAUCUCUUUUUUUUUCUCCCAAAGGUCUUUUUUUUUACAACACUUUAACUAUAUUAGUCUUGGAAACAGAACACAAGAGUGGAAUAACUAUGCGUACUCUAAUCCAUGUAGACAACAAUUUGCCUAAACCACUUGGCCAUAUAUACACGUCGCACAUGCAAAAAAAUGAUAAGACCUAGACCAAGCCAUACAAGGGCCUAGGCAAGGCGUCGCCUCCCC
This is a messenger RNA of Bipolaris maydis ATCC 48331, 1536 nucleotides long. RefSeq lists its product as uncharacterized. Gene Ontology annotation, molecular function: metalloexopeptidase activity. Lineage: Eukaryota; Fungi; Ascomycota; Dothideomycetes; Pleosporales; Pleosporaceae. The record is from RefSeq and is a predicted model, not a curated record. Gene Ontology annotation, biological process: proteolysis.